AUGACCACAUACUCGCCGAACCAGAAGAAGCGGCUUCUGGUAUGUUGUGACGGCACAUGGAUGAACAGUGACACCGGCUACGAGGAGCCCACGAUCCUCAACCCCAAGGGCAAGAUCCAGAUCCCCUCCAACGUCACUCGGAUCUCGCGGUCUUUCAAGCGACGCUGUGCAGAUGGCACAGUACAGAUCAUCGAGUAUCAGUCCGGCGUUGGCACCGGGAGCACAAUGGCUGAUAUCCUAACCGGAGGCGCUUUCGGGUACGGAAUAGCAGAGCACAUACGCGAAGCCUAUUCUUUCAUCUGUGCCAACUAUGUCGACGGCGAUGAAAUCGUUCUCAUUGGCUUCUCACGGGGAGCCUUCACUGCGAGGAGUGUGGCCGGGAUGAUCGGGGACCUUGGCCUGCUGACGAGAGAGGGCAUGGAGCAUUUCUAUUCAAUCUUCAAGGACAUGGAAAACUGGCGGACACCACAUUAUGACGACCCGUUCCCGAAUGAUCCUUUUCCGAACAAGCCCUGGGGCGACAAUGCCGAGGAGACAUACAGGCAGAAGCUCCUCGAGAAAGGCUAUACUCGUGUCUAUCAAGAUGACGGUAAGGGCAAGCUAAUCACCGUUAAAGCAGUUGGGAUAAUGGACCAGCUACGUUCGAUUGGUGUUGAGUUCGACUCUGGCUCGAUUAGCCGUGUAUUCUCACAAGCUGACAGAUACUACCGCCUCGAGGCAAGCAAGGGUGCCACAGAGCCACAAGUAAAGGAGUCAUUCUGGCAGAGACACUUUCCAUUCCUUAUGAAAUCUCGCGUGUUGCAUUGGGCUAUGGACCCUAUCUUCGAAAGCAACUUCCCCAUCCGACCCUGGGCGCUGGGCCAAAUCCUCAAGGCUAAGAGUCCUCUUUAUGUCCUUGCCGGCAAAAUCACCCGCUCCCCUGGCAUGUACAAGAGAGUGGAUUCCUUCACGGGCCGCGAAACGACCACCUUCCUCGAAGACACCAACGAGCGCAUCCACCCCUCCGUCCGCGUCCGGCUUGCCGUCAAGGGUCUAGGUCUCGACGACCAGGGGUUGUGGGAGUGCCCUGCCCUGUUGAAGAACUGGCGACUCCGACAAACGACUCAAGAGUUCGACGAUCCUAUCCCGCGCAAGACGAGGACGUGGGACCCCCAGGAUCCAGACCUGACGGGCACCAACCAAGUCGUCAUCACGGACCCGGACGAGGACACCGCUAAGUGGGGUGGACGCUGGGUGUGGGAGUACGUUGGCCCCGAGCACAAGGCGCCGCGGCAGCCGCUACUGGUGGAAGAGCCACUCGGGCCGUACGAGAGCUACUUGUUGAAGCUGUCAGCUGGAUACCCUAAUGUCUUUGAGUUUGCUGCGGAGCACAAUAUGUUGGCAUGA
Molecule: messenger RNA, 1386 nt
Organism: Phaeoacremonium minimum UCRPA7
Lineage: Eukaryota; Fungi; Ascomycota; Sordariomycetes; Togniniales; Togniniaceae
Product: putative peptidoglycan binding domain containing protein
Exons: 5
Coding region: 1-1386 (461 amino acids)
Source: RefSeq, a predicted model, not a curated record